This is a messenger RNA of Tigriopus californicus, 1106 nucleotides long. RefSeq names its product tetraspanin-9-like. Lineage: Eukaryota; Metazoa; Arthropoda; Copepoda; Harpacticoida; Harpacticidae. Gene Ontology annotation, cellular component: membrane. The transcript has 2 exons. Bases 237 to 1106 code for a protein of 289 amino acids. The record is from RefSeq and is a predicted model, not a curated record.
ACUCGAGAGCUUCCCCUAUCAAUGCUCUGUCGAAGCUGAAAUUACCCUGAAUCAUGAAUCUUGUUUGUACAUCCAGCUCUCACUCUCUCUACCUCUCUAGCCAAUGAAAUUCGAAAAUUCCGUCAUUUCUGAAACCGAAUACCUCGACUUCUUUGAGCAGGGGCUCGUCAAGCCUUGGAGAGUCAUAUUCAAGGUCUAGAUUCGGGAAUAGGCCAAACGUUUAAGCAUCCAAAGACAUGGACGGCCUUCAAAGAUUGUGCAUUGUCCUUUGCUUGACCUCCUUUGGUGGCUUCCUGCUCACACUAGUGCCCUUAUACUACUGUGCAAUUCUAAUGGGCUGGCAUUUCUUGGAUCAUCUGGAAUUCAUCACCCGUCUGUUUCCCAUCGUGCCAUAUUUUGUCUUUACCACUUGUCUCGUAAGCUUGGUUGUGUCCAUCUAUGGAUGCGCAGUAGCCACCAGUUACAACAAGAUCCACUUGGCCAUCUAUUCUGGACUCAGCUUGGGCAUGUUCGGGUUUCAUUGCGCGUGGAUCUAUUUGGCAGUGGAGCUUCGGAUCUUCAUCGAGAGUCAGAGCUUUAGCUCGGUGGACAUUUUCGGAUUCGUUUCACGUUACGUUUGGGAUGAGAGUGCUCGGAAUGCUUGGGAUAUCCUUCAGGCGAAUCAUCAUUGUUGUGGGGGAUUUGGGGAGGUCAAUGGAUACAAGGUGUGGAAAGAUGUUCCCAUGAUGAACAACUCCGUUCCGGAUUCGUGCUGUCAAACUCCAAUGCCAGGAUGUGGAAAGAACCUAUUCGCUUUAUUCAUCAAGCAGGCCAUCUACAAAAUCACGGUCCGAGGCUGUAUGGGGGUGUUGGAGCAAGAUAUGCUAUCCAAUGUCUCGCCCAUCCUCCAGACUUGCAGUCUGGCAGGCGGCAUGAUAGCCUUGCUCCAUAUGAUUUGCGUAGCUAUCAGCGCCUCAGCCGCGGUCGAGGUAGACCGAACGGCCGACUACUACCCAGAAGAACCGUACCCCUUGGCAUCACCGCAUCUUGGGCACGACUACGGCGACUCAAAGCGAGAAAGACUGGGACGACCCCUCACUCAAACCAGCUCCACUAUCACCCUUUAA